GGGAGAGGAGGAGAAAGAGAGCGAGGGCGGGCGGGAGGCGGCGGCGGCAGCAGCAGUAAUAGCAGGAGCAGCAACAGAAGGCGUCGGAGCGGGCGUCGGAGCUGCCCGCUGGGGGAGAGAGAAAGGAGAGAGAAAGAGAGCGAGCGAGCAGAGGAGCCCGAGGCGAAAAAGUAACUGUCAAAUGCGCGGCUCCUUUAACCGGAGCGCUCAGUCCGGCUCCGAGAGUCAUGGCGACCGCAGCGUCUAACCACUACAGCCUGCUCACCUCCAGCGCCUCCAUCGUGCACGCCGAACCGCCGGGCGGCAUGCAGCAGGGCGCGGGGGGCUACCGCGAGGCUCAGAGCCUGGUGCAGGGCGACUACGGCGCGCUGCAGAGCAACGGGCACCCGCUCAGCCACGCUCACCAGUGGAUCACCGCGCUGUCCCACGGCGGCGGCGGCGGGGGCGGUGGCGGCGGCGGCGGGGGCGGGGGCGGCGGCGGGGGCGGCGGCGACGGCUCCCCGUGGUCCACCAGCCCCCUGGGCCAGCCGGACAUCAAGCCUUCGGUGGUGGUACAGCAGGGCGGCCGCGGCGACGAGCUGCACGGGCCAGGCGCCCUGCAGCAGCAGCACCAGCAGCAGCAACAGCAGCAGCAACAGCAGCAGCAGCAACAACAACAGCAGCAGCAACAGCCGCGGCCGCCGCAUCUGGUGCACCACGCCGCCAACCAUCACCCGGGGCCCGGGGCAUGGCGGAGCGCCGCGGCUGCAGCGCACCUCCCGCCCUCCAUGGGAGCGUCCAACGGCGGCUUGCUCUACUCGCAGCCCAGCUUCACGGUGAACGGCAUGCUGGGCGCCGGCGGGCAGCCGGCGGGGCUGCACCACCAUGGCCUGCGGGACGCGCACGACGAGCCGCACCACGCCGACCACCACCCUCACCCGCACUCGCACCCGCACCAGCAGCCGCCGCCGCCGCCGCCCCCGCAAGGCCCGCCGGGCCACCCCGGCGCGCACCACGACCCGCACUCCGACGAGGACACGCCGACCUCGGAUGACCUGGAGCAGUUCGCCAAGCAGUUCAAGCAGCGCCGGAUCAAACUGGGAUUUACCCAAGCGGACGUGGGGCUGGCGCUGGGCACCCUGUACGGCAACGUGUUCUCGCAGACCACCAUCUGCAGGUUUGAGGCCCUGCAGCUGAGCUUCAAGAACAUGUGCAAGCUGAAGCCUUUGUUGAACAAGUGGUUGGAGGAGGCGGACUCGUCCUCGGGCAGCCCCACGAGCAUAGACAAGAUCGCAGCGCAGGGGCGCAAGAGGAAAAAGCGGACCUCCAUCGAGGUGAGCGUCAAGGGGGCUCUGGAGAGCCAUUUCCUCAAAUGCCCCAAGCCCUCGGCCCAGGAGAUCACCUCCCUCGCGGACAGCUUACAGCUGGAGAAGGAGGUGGUGAGAGUUUGGUUUUGUAACAGGAGACAGAAAGAGAAAAGGAUGACCCCUCCCGGAGGGACUCUGCCGGGCGCCGAGGAUGUGUACGGGGGGAGUAGGGACACGCCACCACACCACGGGGUGCAGACGCCCGUCCAGUGAACUCGAGCGGGGGGGAGGGGCAGAGCGCGGGGGCUCCCCCUCCUCUACGGUCCACGGCCCUUUCCCGGCCCCCUUGUUCCCUCUCUAACUUCUGAUGUUCUUUUAUUUUAAUUAUUAUUUCCCCGUCCCUUAAAAAGAAAAAAAAUAAUAAUAAGGAAAGCAACUAAGGCACUGGACUAUCCUUUAAACGGUAGCAGGUGUAAUGAUGUGUUUUGACCUUUACAGGCUAGUACCCAGGCAAUGGAGUGGAGUGUCUCAGAGAGAGAGUGAGGAGAGAGUGUGUAAUAGAGAGAGAAAGAGAGAUGGCAAGCACUGAGUUAAAUACCUGGCAAAACUAAAUAAAUUACCAAAAAGAAAAAAAAAUCCACCAAACCGUGAUAAACACAAAACAGCUUCCUGAUGCUCGGAGUUGGCACAUGCCGCUGUGUUGGUUUAAUGUGGAUCCUCAUCAGGAAAGAGGGAAAAAUACACAUGUUCUUUAAUGUAGUCAAAAUUUCACCACAUAAAUUUGCACUGCAAGAAAAUUGAAGUUUACAUGAACAAAUUCAUGAACGUAUUUUUCUUUCUCCCACCGUUGAUUUUGAAAUUGCCGGGUUUUGUUUUGUUUUGUUUUGUUUUGUUUUGUUUUAUCAGCAGAGAGUUGAAGCCAGCUCUUGGCUACUCUCCAUUUCCAACGUUCUCUUGUUGCCCCUUGUUCUUCUUACUGUUUGUGAACUUUGGUUACCUUCGGUCCCCCCGACCCCAACAUUGGUGUAACAUCUAUUUGCUUCUUUUACCAAAGCAAAAAUGAUUGGCUUCGUACAAAAUAAAUCAUUCUCUGCUUUCAGGAAACGUGCAUGGUCUACCCGCUUUAUCCAAGGCAAGAAUCCGGUUUGGAAUACAAAAAUGAGUCAAGCAUUGGUUUUUGUUACCAGCCACAAAGUAAACUUCAUUUUCAGGCAGUGUUUCUGGGGGAGGUUGUGGAGGGGAGAAAAAGAAAAAUCGAUAGUGAGUGACUGAUUGCUUCAUUUUAUCAGGCGGGCCCAUUGUGAAAGAGCUCAGAGGAAAUGUGGAGGUUAAAUAUAUUUCCAGAGUUGUCCAACAGAAAGUGGCACUUUGAAGAGAACUAGGGAAAUAUAUAUCUUCAGAAACCCCUGUAUAGUUCUCUGCCUUCAGUAUUAAUAACUUGAUUAUGAGGAAUUAUUUGUGCUGACAGCAGCAGUUAAACUUUGUUCCUCUAAUAGCUUUUUUUUUUUUAACAUAAAGAAAAUAAUCUGGGAACUUAAUGGUGUAUGCAUAGACUGUUUCUUACCACGCAAAUACCCACAUGCAUACAGAGAAUAUCUCCACUCUAGACUGGUUUUGUCUUCACUAGCUCAUUUGUUUAUCAAAUCGUAUUUAAGGUCCCACACCCUCUUCUCUUAUAAUUUAUUAUGGAAAAUACCAGUUUGAGCUGGACAGCUUUUUCCCCCUCUUUCACUAAGGAAGCCAAAUGAACUGGGAAAAAAUGCUAUUUUCUAUCCUUCCUUUUCUCCCUUUGUUAAUAGUUUUAAGUGUGUUUUUACCUUAUCUUGAUGGAAAAUGGUUAACUCCCAUAACAAAAGACUCUACUGGGAAGUGUAGGUGAAAAAACUUCUAACUGUAUUGAAAAUAAAUACCAUUAAACUGUGAUCAGUUAAAAUAUUUAAAAAUAAUCAGCACAAAAGGGCGCUCAAAGGGAAAACACUUUUUAUUAAUCUUAAAAGUUUGGGGCUUUUUUUCUGGUUAAGUAUUAGACAAAUUUUUAUUUUAAAAAAUUAAAUUCUCAAUACCAUAAAAUUAUGGUUCAGCAUCAGAUUAGCGUUGCACUCAGUAGUUAAGGUUUUAGGAAAUAUACUUUAUAUUGUCUUUUCAAACACCUGUGAUGGUUUCAUUUUCAAUGUUUUUGCAAGAUAUAUGAUGACUUAUAAUGGGCAUAUUUAUUUGCCUGUAUUUCAUUUCCCCCAACGAAUGUCACAAGGAGAUGGGCACGGAGCUGCUGCUUCGGGGUGCAUCACGCUGCUUGUUCCUGAGGUGUGGGGACUGGCCUUUAGUGAAGCAAUCCAGAGCAGGGCAAAUAGCCAAUGGUAAAGGGAGGAAAUGAAUUUUCAGAUUCUUAUUACCAAGUGGGUAAGGUCAGAUGUUGGAGUUCAGGGGACGUGUCUAUAGCUCCUCUAACUCUCAUAGGUUUACUAAGAUGAAAGUUACCACUGAACCUUACCACUAUGUAUAUAUGUUUAAUAUCUGUCUUUUGAAAUGCAGAAAUAGUUUAAAUGUUUCUUUGUCUAUUUUUCUUUUUUUUAAUGCUACCCAGGGAAAUAUUUUCAUAUCAUUUUUAAGUGGCCUGCCUCAAUGUAUAUUUAUUUCUUUUAAAGCAAAAAGGUUCUGGAAACUGUUUUUCUGUAGCUUUAAAUGAGUAGAUGAGCAAAAUCUAUAUGGGAUGUAAUUUUUUUGUUCAGUCUCUUUAAGAAUAUUUUGUUUUGGUACAUUUGGUUGUGCUUGUGGGGAAAAUAAAAACGCAGAGAUCCUUAUAUAUUUAUGUUAAAGUAAUAUUUUAUUAUCUACAUAAAACAGAAAUGCACAAUACCUUCAUAGUUUGUUCUAAUUAUUGAAAUAUCUUUAUUUUAUUUUUAAAGAUAGUGCCAAGUUUUAAGGGGGGAGAAAACCCUAGACCUUAUACUGACUGAGUUGAGUUGUGUGUAAAAUACUUCCCUUCCUUUAUACUUCAUAAAGUUUUGGAAUAAAUUUUAUGCGCAUACUGCCAGGUUUCAUGUUUAUAACUUUCAGAGCUUUUUUUUUUUUUAAGAGAGACUACUGUUCUGAUUCUAAUUCACUUUUCUUUGCAAAAAACUAUCAGUUCCAGACCUUUCAGUCACUACACCUAUAGCAUUAAAUUGAAAUGGUCAUUGGGUUUGAGCUUCCAUUUGUUUGCCAUUUCAUGGUCUGACAAAGAGAUGUUUGUCGCCUUUAAAUAAAUGCAGAUAUCCCUACAUCUUCUUUCUAGGUUACCUUUACCUUAACUGAUUGUGCUUUUUUUUUUUUUUUAAGAGCAUCAGUGGAACUAGGUGGACUUUAAUCCUUACCCACAUGUCCUCACAUAAUUUGGGAUCUAAAAAAGCAAAGCUUAGUUAAGGGUGUUAUUCUUUUUAAUAAUUAACAAAUAUCUUUCAACUAAGAGUAACUGACAAUAUGCAAGAUGUGUGUUUACCAAGUGAUUAUUGGUAGGUCCCAUGUAUUAUUCCUGUUAGGUUUACAGGGAAAAAAAUGGAUUUUGCAAUGGUUUAUACAAUAGUGUGUGUUUCUCUUCAGGCAAGCAAACAGGCUCUCACACAGGGCAAGAAAAAAAAAGGAAAGAAUGUAUGGAAGACACUCAAGCCUGUGAUGCUAAUCACAGACUGUUUCAGAUAUUCUUAGAGGGAACAUUAUACUUACCAAAAUCAGUGUAAGGUUAGUGCAACAUCCAAGCAGUGUUGAGUUAGUUUACAAGUUUGCUGUUGUAUUUAAAGUCCUCCUUGGAACACUGGUUUAAGUAUAAAUGUCCAUUUUGAAAGGCAGUUUCUGGGCUUAUUACAUCUGAUCAUCUUUUCUAACUCCUAGUCAAUAUUACACAGGUCCCAAACAGAUUCAGCCAAAUGAUCUUAUCAAUAGUCUGAACAAGAAGUGACAGAAAGAAGAAGUGUUUUGUGACCGCAGACAUGCUGAUGGGUAAAAUGUUUAAGCUGGGUAUAGAUUUGAGUUCUGGGUCAAUAUCCUCCUCCAUUGUAGGCAGAAAACAAGCAGCAUCUGCCCUCUGCAGGGCAUUUUAGUGGACCUUGAGAAGGUGGUUUUUGUUCUUAGCCACAGGGGCUACUGACUGGAAACCAUCACGUGUUAAACGGACACGCCAUGGUUUUGACCCAUGCUUGCUGUUCAGAUUCUAAAGCUACUCAGGCAGUUUCAGUGCCGGUUUGGGGAAUGUAUGACAUGCUAAAGUGAAAAACUCCAUCACUGCCCCUGGGAGAAAUUUGUGGGGAAGUCAUCCCUAAGAUGUUGGCCAGCCACAAUAACAAACCCUUUCUUUCCCCCAAAGACAAUAAUGCAGAAUGCGGCCAUCCUGCAAAAGCUCCUGUUGUUUCCUCAAAAUAUGUCACUUUUUAAAAUUUAUGGUAUAAGAUGGGGGAGAAACGAUCAUGUGGGAGAGUUACGUGAAGGUCAGAUAGAGGGAAUGGCCACAGAUAUUAUGCUUGGCACUUGUAGACAUUCUCGGUUCCCAUGAAGUUACCUCCUGUAUAUUUGAGAUGGCAGCCACAAAAGCACUCUUCUUCACCUCCUGCUCCUACCAGUGUAAGCCACACACUGGUUGGCAAGAUUUUCUGAUGAAAUGGCUUUAAUAAAGGCACUCAUCUCUUUUACCUUCUUAUUUCUCCAAGAGCAGCUAAUAAAGAGAUGCAACAGCAACAAUGGGGGGAAAUGGCAUGUGAGUGCUUUGGUACCUGUGCAUGUAUGUCUCUAUGCUGCCUUCUUUUGCCUUUCACUUGCCUUACUGUGGAAACAGCUUGGGUAAUGCUGGGUUGCUGGGUGAGAGAAAUUAUCAUUUUGUCACUGGCUUCUGUGAUUUGUCUUUGUUGAUUUUUCAAUCAGUUUAUAGAACUGUGUUCUAGAUUCUAUUGAAUUCCUAGACAAGUUAAAGAAUGAGAUAAAGAACAGAGCUUUUAACCGAAAAAGAAAGACGGAUGGUGAAGGGAGGGUCAAAGGUAAAAGUGUUUCUUUGGAUCUGCUUGUAUAUUUCAGUGAGGUAAAAGGGACAGUGUCUAUUUAAAAUGAAAAAUGCAUCUUGGAGGUACUAGCAAUGAAUCUUGACAAUAGGACUAAAUGGGAUGUUCAGCUAAAUUUUAUACCAACAUUAUCCCUAUUGAGGAAAGUUUACUUUUUUCAGUGACGCAUAAUAUCUUAACAGGGGGCAGAUGGUGGUAGGAGAGGACCAGGGCUCCUGGUACCUAUUCUCACCACUUGAUUCAGUACAGGAAAUAAUGCAAAAGUGGCAGGGGCGUGCCACUUAGCUGGAAAAUCAAGGAAUAAACUUGCCCACCUUGGUAGAACUUGAGCCAGAGUUAUUUCAAUGCUUCCUUAUCUAGAGGUGGGUACAGGAGUGCCAGAAAAUGGCUUUUUAGUUUUCUUAAAGGCUUCGCUUGGUUAUGGAGAUAAACAAUCAGAAUAUUUUCACAUUGUUCUUAUGUUUUGUGGGAAGCUAGGAAAUUUGUUUCCUUCUUUAUUUUUUAAGGAAAAAAAAGUUAAUUAACUUUACCACGUAGUACUUUCCCUUUACCUUAAUAACAACUCUGCUUGGCUUAGCUGUUAGAGGUUUUAGAAACAAUAUCAUAUCCCAUCAAAACAACCCUGGCCUCUUAUUGUUAGAAUUCUGGUUGUUGAUAACAUGAAGAUGUAUUUCCUUAAAAAAAAAUGUCUGAAAUGUUAUUUAAUACACCAGUAAAAGUGCAUCU
Zalophus californianus (California sea lion) is the source of this 7036-nucleotide messenger RNA. It is a transcript of the gene POU3F2, whose product is annotated as POU class 3 homeobox 2. NCBI's taxonomy places the organism in Eukaryota, Metazoa, Chordata, Mammalia, Carnivora, Otariidae. The record is from RefSeq and is a predicted model, not a curated record. Gene Ontology annotation, molecular function: RNA polymerase II cis-regulatory region sequence-specific DNA binding; DNA-binding transcription factor activity, RNA polymerase II-specific. The transcript has a single exon. The coding region runs from base 228 to 1559 and encodes 443 amino acids. Gene Ontology annotation, cellular component: nucleus. Gene Ontology annotation, biological process: regulation of transcription by RNA polymerase II; brain development.